Messenger RNA from Nerophis lumbriciformis (worm pipefish), 3967 nucleotides. It is a transcript of the gene cacng8b, whose product is annotated as calcium channel, voltage-dependent, gamma subunit 8b. Gene Ontology annotation, cellular component: postsynaptic density membrane; AMPA glutamate receptor complex. NCBI's taxonomy places the organism in Eukaryota, Metazoa, Chordata, Actinopteri, Syngnathiformes, Syngnathidae. The record is from RefSeq and is a predicted model, not a curated record. Gene Ontology annotation, molecular function: channel regulator activity; voltage-gated calcium channel activity. Gene Ontology annotation, biological process: postsynaptic neurotransmitter receptor diffusion trapping; transmission of nerve impulse; neurotransmitter receptor internalization.
CUCCCAUCCUCUUGCGGAGUGCGGCGCGCGAAAGGGAAGCUCCGACGUCCCGCAGCAACGUGCAGCAGCUGAGCAGUGAUGAUGAUGAUGAUGAUGACGACGGCGACGACAGUUGGCCCUUUGGUGGCGGCUGCCUGCUAGCGGAGGAAGGGAGCGAGAGGAGAGGAGCGAGGGACGAGCGUCCAGGACUACUUCAGCGAGAAGGACAGCGAGUGACAAGGGAAGAGAGCGGCAGUGUACCGAGGAGAGGGAGAGAGGCAAGCGGCUGAGAGGGGCAAGAGGGAGAGGGGCAAGCGGCUGAGAACAGUCGAUGGAUGCUGUCCGGAUCGAAGGGGCAGCACGUUCUUCACUGACGAGGGAAGGAAAGAUUUCAAAAUUGAGUCGAAGGAUAGAAACUCGCCGUCAGGCAUGGUGUGUGAGAAGGGGAUCCAGAUCCUCCUCACCACCGUGGGGGCAUUCGCUGCCUUCGGCCUGAUGACGGUGGCCAUAGGGACGGACUACUGGCUGUACUCCCGCGCCCUCAUCUGCAACAGCACAGCCAACGUCACCCAGGACGACCCCCACAACAAGGACAAGAAGGACCCGGGGGCGCUCACCCACUCCGGACUCUGGAGGAUCUGCUGCCUGGAAGGAGUGAAGCGAGGAGUGUGUUCACAGAUCAACCACUUCCCGGAGGACGCAGACUUUGACCACGACGGGGCAGAGUACGUCCUACGCGUGGUGAGAGCCUCCAACAUCUUCCCCAUCCUCAGUGCCAUCCUGCUGCUGCUGGGAGGAGUUUGCAUCGCUGCCAGUCGCUUCUACAAGAGCAAGCGGAACAUCAUCCUGGGAGCCGGCAUCCUCUUCGUGGCUGCAGGUUUGAGCAACAUUAUCGGCGUGAUCGUGUACAUCUCGGCGGCGCUGGGCGACAUCUCUCCGAAGAAGGACGAGGACAAGAAGUGGCAGUACUCCUACGGCUGGUCCUUCUACUUCGGGGGCCUGUCCUUCAUCAUGGCGGAGAUGGUGGGCGUGCUGGCGGUCAACAUCUACAUCGAGAAGAACAAGGAGCUGCGCUGCCGCUCGCGCACCGACAUCUUCAAGAGCACCACGCACGCCAUGCUGCGUCUGCCCAGCUACCGCUUCCGCCGCAGGUCCCGCUCCUCGUCGCGCUCCACCGACCCCUCCCGCUCCCGAGACCCUUCGCCCGUCGGGGGCGGCGUGGGGAAGAACUUCGGCUUGCCGCCGUCGGCGCUGCUCUCCCAGGGGCCCAUCUCGGUGUCCACGCUGCCCAACCCGCACUCGCGCUCCCACGCGGCCCUGGCAGGGGGCGACAUCUCCCUCUACACGCUCUCCCGAGACCCCAAACUCGGGGGUCUCCCGCCCAUGUACGGGACAGUGGACCGGGCCACCCUCUACCAGCUCCACAACUGCUUCCCUAAGGACGGCGGCGGCGGCAGCGGAGGGGGUGUGAUGAUGAGCGGCACGCUCCCCUCGCUUAAGUCCCACAACCCUUCCAACUCUUCCAACUCCAACGUGCCCAUGUCCAACUCGGUGGGCUCCGGACCGCCGCCCUUCACCUCGUCCACAGUCGACCGGGAGAGAGGGAUGGGGACUCUGGACAGGCUGAAGGGGGAGCGGGAGAGCAACUCCAACACCCUCAAUAGGAAGACCACACCGGUGUAGGGGAGUCCGGGAGAUGAUGUUCACAAGAUGAGUAAUAAUAAUAACAACAACAACAAAACUAUUUUGAUAUUUUCACCUGCUAGAAAUGAUUUAUUUUGUUAACGAUCAACAUGCAAACUAACCUCGGGCUACUACGAAAUUGUCGUGCAAUAUUUCCGCUAACUUACCUUUGCCAGCAUCGAUUGUUGUUGUGAUUAUUCUUUGCGUCAUGACUCGGGAUGGGCAUAGUCCUAAAUCCACAUACCCAGUUCCACACCAAAAACUCAUCAUAUUUGUUACCAAAUAUCCCAGCUUACCCAGAGUUCCCAGUUUUCCGAGACAUGUUUCCCUUAGAAAAUGAAUUUGCACAACUCCUACAUUUCUCAAACGAUUCAAACCGUUCCACCGUCCACACUCUCCACAAACUAAAAAAAUUUCCAGGAAUUCCCAGUUUUCCAAAGCCCUAUUUUACCUCGUUCUCUUUUCACUGUCCACAUUCUUCAACUGUUCUUGACCAUUCCCCCAUCAGAACAUUCCUCUUGGUUAGCAUUUUUCUUCUCAUACAAAGUCCCGAUUUUCCAGGAAUUCCGAAGCUCUUUGUGAGGUCAUGAAAAAAAAAAAUUCACUAAUAUCCCAGAUUACCCAGAGUUCCCAGUUUUCCGAGACAUGUUUCCCUUAGAAAAUGAAUUUGCACAACUCUUACAUUUCUCAACCGAUUCGAACCCUUCCACCGUCCACACUCUCCACUCACAUUGGACAAUCAAACUAACGUUUUACCAAAUUAAAGAAAAAAAAUUCUAGGAAUUCCGAGAAUUCCCAGUUUUCCAAAGCCCUAUUUUACCUCGUUCUCUUUCCACUGUCCACAUUGUUCAACCGUUUUUGACCGUUCUACCAUCAGAACAUUCCUCUUAGUUGGGACAACAAAAGUUAUCAUUUUUCUUCUUGUACAAAUUCCCGAUUUUCCAGGAAUUCCGAAGCUCUUCGUGAGCUCAUUAAAAAAAAAAAUGUUCACAAAUAUCCCAGAUUACCCAGAGUUCACAGUUUUCCGAGACAUGUUUCCCUUAGAAAAUGAAUUUGCACAACUCCUACAUUUCUCAAACGAUUCGUACCGUUCCACCGUCCACACUCUCCACUCACAUUGGACAAUCAAACUAACAAUUUACCAAAUAAAAAUAAAAAAAUUCCAGGAAUUCCGAGAAUUCCCUGUUUUCCAAAGCCCUAUUUUACCUGGUUCUCUUUUCACUGUCCACAUUCUUCAACCGUUUUUCACCGUUCUACCAUCAGAACAUUCCUCUUAGUUGGGACAACAAAAGUUAUCAUUUUUCUUCUCGUACAAAUUCCCGAUUUUCCAGGAAUUCCGAAGCUUUUCGUGAGCUCAUGAAAAAAAAAAUGUUCACUAAUAUCCCAAGAUUAACCAGAGUUCACAGUUUUCCGAGACAUGUUUCCCUUAGAAAAUUAAUUUGCACAACUCUUACAUUUCUCAACCGAUUCGAACCGUUCCACCGUCCACACUCUCCACUCACAUUGGACAAUCAAACUAACGUUUUACCAAAUAAAAUAAAAAAAAUUCCAGGAAUUCAGAGAAUUCCCUGUUUUCCAAAGCCCUAUUUUACCUCGUUCUCUUUUCACAGUUCACAGUCCACAUUCUUCAACCGUUCUUGACCGUUCCACCAUCAGAACAUUCCUCUUAGUUGGGACAACAAAAGUUAUCAUUUUUCUUCUCGUACAAAUUCCCGAUUUUCCAGGAAUUCCGAAGCUCUUUGUGAUCUCAUGAAAAAAAAAAAUGUUCACAAAUAUCCCAGAUUACCCAGAAUUCCCAGUUUUCCGAGACAUGUUUCCCUUUGAAAAUGAAUUUGCACAACUCUUACAUUUCUUAACCGAUUCGAACCGUUCCACCGUCCACACUCUCCACUCACAUUGGACAAUCAAACCAACGUUUUACCAAAUAAAAAUUAAAAAAUUCCAGGAAUUCCGAGAAUUCCCUGUUUUCCAAAGCCCUAUUUUACCUCGUUCUCUUUUCACAGUCCACAUUCUUCAACCGUUUUUGACCGUUCCCCCAUCAGAACAUUCCUCUUAGUUGGGACAACAAAAGUUAUCAUUUUUCUUCUUGUUCAAAUACCCGAUUUUCCAGGAAAUCCGAAGCUCUUUGUGAGGUCAUGAAAAAAAAAAAUGUUCACAAAUAUCCCAGAUUAUCCGGAAUUCCCAGUUUUCUGCAACAUGUUUCUCUUUGAAAAUGAACGGACCAAUUUUCAGACUUGCACAACUCCUACUUUUCUCAACCGAAAACCGAAACCGUUCCGCCAUCCCGGCGUUUUACCAAAUUCCA